AUGAUGCAAAUAGCCUUAGAAUGCAGGGGUCAUCUCAGCCACAUCAUUGACGACCCUCCUAGCAUCUUUGAUCCAAAUUACAAAACAUGGAAGCAAACGGACUCAAUAGUCCUAUCAUGGAUAAUCUCAAAUAUAGACACUGAACUCAUAAAUCAGUUUCUAGAUUAUACAAUUGCAAAAGACUUAUGGAAGGGGAUCGAAGUCUUGCUGAGCAGUGGAAGGGACGAACUCCAGAGCCUUGAUCUGAGUUCACAAGCAAAUAACAUGAAACAGAACCAAGAUCCAUUAGAGGUCUUUUAUGAAAAAUUGACUACAAUUUGGAAGGAAAUAGACCGACGACAACCAAACCCGAUGAUACAUGCUGAAGAUAUCACAAUUUUUAACACUUUCAUCCAAAAACAACGUCUUUUUCAAUUUCUGGCCGGAUUAAAUGAGACGUUUGAUACAGAAAAAAGGGACUUACUGAACCUUGAUCCUCUCCCAACCGUCAACAUGGCAUAUGCUACAAUCAGGCGAGAAGUUUCACGGCGUGGUAUCAUGAUCCACGCUUCAUCAUUGGGAAAAAAUCCCUCAGAAAUUGGAAGUGGGUUGGCCGUCAAACAUCACCGGUCAAAUUCAUCAUUCCGGCGUGAAAUGGAGGACAAGACUCACCUCAGGUGUAGUCACUGUGGAGGAAGCCGACACACAAAGGAGGGAUGUUUUAAAAUCACCAGCAGAACUGGCGGCAAGGCUAACAUGGCUACCAGUGCUCCCCACAUCUCCGAUGAACCAACCCACAGAAUGAAGGCCAGGGAUGACAAAAAUGGUGAUACAGGUGAACAGCCAGAAGAGAAAGAAGGAGACGGACCAGAAGAGAGAGAAAAGGGGAAGGAUUUAGGAAGAACCCAAAAACUCCCAAAGUCCACAACUCACUCUCCCUCCAGCUUAUUUAAACAACCGGGAAACCCUAAUUCCCAAAACACACCUAAGCCCAUUUAUACUCCCAAGCCCAUUUAUAAAUCCAUAAGGCCCAACACUCCAUGUUACCCACAUAAACUAGGCCUCCUAUGUAAACCAAGUACUUCCUCACAUUGGAUAUUUGAUUGUGGGGCCACUAGGGAUGUUAACGGGGCGGGGCGAGGCGGGUAUUGGCGUUACCAUCCCAAUCCCCAUCUGGAUGCUCAGACGGGGAGGAUUAUUGGUCGUGGUACUGAACGAGAUGGCUUGUACUAUGUGGACGAGGCGAUUCAAAAGGGUCACACUUUGCUUGCUCAUGGGUUCCCUAAUCAUCAGUUAUGGACCUGGCAUCGACGUCUAGGUCAUCCGUCAUUGGGGUAUCUGAAACGUCUUUUUCCGUCAUUAGCUAAAAGUACUGUAGUUUUGGACUGUGAAGCAUGUGUCCUUGCGAGAAGUCACAAACAUUCUUAUUCUCCUAGUUUUAAUCAUAGCAGUGAACCAUUUGUUUUAAUACAUUCUGAUGUUUGGGAACCUGCGCCUGAAUUUAGAAAACACAGCUAUUCAUAUUUUGUUUCAUUUAUUGAUGAUUGUACUAGAAUGUGCUGGAUAUAUUUCUUGAAACACAAAUCUGAGGUUUUCGAUGUCUUUGUCAAAUGCUAUAAUAUGAUUAUCACACAGUUUCAAGCUAAGCCUAAAAUACUUCGUUUUGAUAAUGGAGGGGAAUACAUGAACCAACAUAUGGAAAAUUUCUUCACCACCCAUGGUCUCCUUCACCAAACUUCUUGUCCCCACACACCCCAACAAAAUGGCAUAGUUGAAAGGAAAAAUUGUACUCUCCUUGAAUAA
Molecule: messenger RNA, 1782 nt
Organism: Amaranthus tricolor (Joseph's coat)
Lineage: Eukaryota; Viridiplantae; Streptophyta; Magnoliopsida; Caryophyllales; Amaranthaceae
Exons: 2
Coding region: 1-1782 (593 amino acids)
Biological process (GO): DNA integration
Molecular function (GO): nucleic acid binding
Source: RefSeq, a predicted model, not a curated record